Messenger RNA from Sapajus apella (tufted capuchin), 3408 nucleotides. It is a transcript of the gene MMEL1, whose product is annotated as membrane metalloendopeptidase like 1. Lineage: Eukaryota; Metazoa; Chordata; Mammalia; Primates; Cebidae. Gene Ontology annotation, biological process: protein processing. Gene Ontology annotation, cellular component: plasma membrane. The record is from RefSeq and is a predicted model, not a curated record. Bases 445 to 2751 code for a protein of 768 amino acids. Gene Ontology annotation, molecular function: metalloendopeptidase activity. The transcript has 23 exons.
GCUGGGCUCCAGCAGGACGGGUGGGCUGGGAGCCUAGAAGCCCGAGUGGCCUCCCUGACAGCGCCCCUGACCCAGCAUCCAGGCCGGCAGCUCCAGGACCCCCAGCACGAAGAGUCCAGGCCGGCUGCACUGCAGGGGGGUCCCUUGACUGCUCAGGAGCUGAGCCUCCUGGGUCCAGCUGGAGACCCCAAGCUGGGAGCAUCUCAGUCCCAGAAUCUCCAUGCACUCAGAGACUCCGGCCCAGGGGCGGUGUGGAAAGUCCCGGGGCCCAGCGCCCAGGGUCGGGGUUGUGGGCUUGGAGAGGGAGACGGGAACAGAGCGCUGCAAAGGCACCCAGCGCCUACUCCCAGCCAGCGUCUGGCCCUUCCCGCCUUGGCCCUGUCCCCUGGCCUGGGCCGCAGGCUCCUCCGCCCUCCCUGCUCUCCCGUCCAGAGCCCCGUGGGGAUGGCGGAGAGCGCGGGCCGCGCACGACAGAAGCGCCCGGGCUUCCUGGAGGGGGGGCUGCUGCUGCUGCUGGUGACCGCUGCCCUGGUGGCCUUGGGCGUCCUCUACGCAGACCGCAGAGGGAAGCAGCUGCCACGCCUUGCUAGCCGGCUGUGCCCCUUACAGGAGGAGAGGACCUUCGUAAAUCGAAAAACCCGAGGGAUCCCGGAGUCCCAGGAGGGGAGCGAGGUCUGCACCACCCCCGGCUGCGUGAUGGCAGCCGCCAGGAUCCUCCAGAACAUGGACCCGACCACGGAACCGUGUGACGACUUCUACCAGUUCGCGUGCGGAGGCUGGCUGCGGCACCACGUGAUCCCCGAGACCAACUCGAGAUACAGCAUCUUCGACAUCCUCCGCGACGAGCUGGAGGUCAUCCUCAAAGCGGUGCUGGAGAAUUCCACGGCCAAGGACCGGCCAGCUGUGGAGAAGGCCAAGACGCUGUACCGCUCCUGCAUGAACGAGAGUGUGAUAGAGAGGCGAGGCUCUCAGCCCCUGCUCGACACCUUGGAGGUGGUGGGAGGCUGGCCGGUGGCCAUGGACACGUGGAACGAGACCCCAGGCCUCACGUGGGAGCUGGAGCGGCAGCUGGCGUUGAUGAACUCGCAGUUCAACAGGCGCGUCCUCAUCGACCUCUUCGUCUGGAAUGACGACCAGAACUCCAGCCGGCAUGUCAUCUACAUAGACCAGCCCACCUUGGGCAUGCCGUCCCGAGAGUACUACUUCAGCGUCGGUAGCGACCGGAAGGUGCGGGAAGCGUACCUGCAGCUCAUGGUGUCGGUGGCCACGAUGCUGCGGGAGGAAGAGAACCUGCCCAGGGAUAGCCGCCGGGUGUGGGAGGACAUGGCACAGGUGCUGGAGCUGGAGACGCAGCUGGCCAAGGCCACAGCCCCCCAGGAGGAGAGGCACGAUGUCAUCGCCCUGUACCACCGGAUGGGCCUGGAGGAGCUGCAAAGACAGUUUGGCCUGAAGGGAUUUAACUGGACUCUGUUCAUACAAACCGUGCUAUCGUCUGUGAACAUCGAGCUGCUGCCGGAUGAGGAGGUGGUGGUGUACGGCAUCCCCUACCUGCAGAGCCUCGGAAGCAUCCUCGACACCUACCCAGCCAGGACCAUACAGAACUACCUGGUCUGGCGCCUGGUGCAGGACCGCAUUGGCAGCCUGAGUCAGAGGUUCAAAGACACACGGGUGAACUACCGCAGGGCACUGUUCGGCACGAUGGUGGAGGAGGCGCGCUGGCGUGAGUGUGUGGGCUACGUCAACAGCAACAUGGAGAGCGCCGUGGGCUCCCUCUACGUCAGGGAGGCCUUCCCCGGAGACAGCAAGAGCAUGGUCAGAGAACUCAUUGGUAAGGUGCGGGCGGUGUUCGUGGAGACGCUGGAUGAGCUGGGCUGGAUGGACGAGGAGUCCAAGGAGAAGGCGCGAGAGAAGGCCAUGAGCAUCCGGGAGCAGAUCGGCCACCCUGACUACAUCCUGGAGGAGAGGAACAGGCGCCUGGAUGAGGAGUAUUCCAGCCUGAACUUCUCAGAGGACCUGUACUUUGAGAACGGUCUGCAGAACCUCAAGGUGGGCGCCCAGCGGAGCCUCAGGAGGCUUCGGGAAAAGGUGGACCCGAAUCUCUGGAUCAUCGGGGCUGCCGUGGUCAAUGCGUUCUACUCCCCAAACCGAAACCAGAUCGUAUUCCCUGCCGGGAUCCUGCAGCCUCCCUUCUUCAGCGAGGAGCAGCCACAGGCCUUGAACUUUGGCGGCAUCGGAACGGUGAUCGGUCACGAGAUCACGCACGGCUUCGACGACAGCGGCCGAAACUUCGACAAGAACGGCAACAUGAUGGACUGGUGGAGUAACUUCUCCAGCCAGCACUUCCGGGAGCAGUCGGAGUGCAUGAUCUACCAGUACGGCAACUACUCCUGGGACCUCGCGGAGGAGCAGAACGUGAACGGAUUCAACACCCUUGGGGAAAACAUUGCGGACAAUGGAGGGGUGCGGCAAGCCUACCAGGCCUACCUCAAGUGGAUGGCAGAGGGCGGCAAGGACCAGCAGCUGCCCGGCCUAGCUCUCACCCACGAGCAGCUCUUCUUCAUCAACUACGCCCAGGUAUGGUGCGGGUCCUACCGGCCCGAGUAUGCCAUCCAGUCCAUCAAGACGGACGUCCACAGUCCCCUGAAAUACAGGGUGCUGGGCUCGCUGCAGAACCUGGCCGCCUUCGCAGACACGUUCCACUGCGCCCAGGGCACCCCCAUGCACCCCAAGGAGCGAUGCCGCGUGUGGUAGCCAAGGCCCAGCCGCGCUGCGCAGCCCACGCCCACCGCCGCUGGGAGGCCUCUGUGUGGAGAAGGUGCAGCCAGCGGGGACCCAGCGUAUGCCCCGCCCAGCUGGCCGUGCCAAGCCUGCCUGCCAGGCAUCUGCGCCUGGCCUCCAGCAAAGCCACCUGCCUGACACCCAGGGAUGAGCAGUGUCCGGUGCAGUGCCGGCCCCGAGCCCCCUCCACAGACACUCUCGGGGCUCAGCGCCCCACCACAGCCCCACAGUGACGGUCCACUGUGUCCUGCCCACCCUCCAAAGCGCACUGUCUCCCAGUGUCCACAGCUUCAGACUUGAGCUAAGUAAAUGCUUCAAAGAAAUCAGACGCCUUGCUGGUCUGGGACGGGUAGGGUGGGCAGACAGGUGGCAGUGGCCUCGGGCAGGACGGCUGCCUGGGGGUAGGGGGAGAGUGACAGCUGGGAGCUGAGGGUGAGGGAGCCGGUUCCAGCCAGAUUUCCCAGGGUCCAGUCCAGGGUCAGCAGUGACCAGGGUGCCCCCAAGUGCCUGCCCCCAGGAACCACAUGUUCAGAUGCGGGGAGCCCCGCUGGGACACCGGGGGAACCUACGGAGCUGCCUCUGGAGCCGGGAAUUUUAGCUGUGUAACUGAAAGCCAGAGGACGGGCUGAA